Hyaena hyaena (striped hyena) is the source of this 1971-nucleotide messenger RNA. It is a transcript of the gene KCNG2, whose product is annotated as potassium voltage-gated channel modifier subfamily G member 2. NCBI's taxonomy places the organism in Eukaryota, Metazoa, Chordata, Mammalia, Carnivora, Hyaenidae. Gene Ontology annotation, cellular component: membrane; voltage-gated potassium channel complex. The coding region runs from base 631 to 1971 and encodes 446 amino acids. The record is from RefSeq and is a predicted model, not a curated record. Gene Ontology annotation, biological process: protein homooligomerization; potassium ion transmembrane transport. The transcript is spliced from 3 exons. Gene Ontology annotation, molecular function: voltage-gated potassium channel activity; protein binding.
AAGACCUAGACACUUAACCGACUGAGCCACCCAGACGCCCUAUGGUUAUGUUUCUACGUGUAUAUUCUGGGGGAAGAAAACUGUUUACGAGAGUCCCAGGUUCUAGCUGAUUAUCCAGCUCCCUUACUAAUUAUUCAUUUGCCUGCAGAGAAUUCAGAGGACACCUUUGAUUCAGCUACUAAAGGGGUCCAUCCUCCUGUUGCACAAAUUUUGUAUGUGACGCCAGGGAGUGUGGGAAGGGGGAGGGAUCAAAGCCACGUCUGCCCAGCCCGGCUUCCCAGCAUGUGUUACGGCAGCGCGGCUCUGCCCUCCUGGGGAAGCCUGGCGCUCGCAUUCCAGGCAGGAGCUGCUGUCCCCUGUGACGUCCGCAGCCCCGGGAGAGGGCAUGCGGGGCUUUCCCUCGGGGCUGUUCAUCCACACAAAGGUGCGCCUCGGCCUUAGCUCACAAACUCGGGGCGCAGCCCCUUCUGAGCCCAUCCCGAAACUGUAAUCAGCCAACCUCCGUGGGAAAGCAUCUCCUGGGAGAGCCACGGGCCACCCCCACGAGGCCUCCCAGUAAAGCGCUGCUGCUGAGUCCUGACAGUUUCAAGUGCGGCUCUGCGUCCUGAGCGCGGCCAGGCGCCCCGGGCCAUGGCGCUGCGCCCCGAGCGCGCGGGCGGCCGGCGCGUCGUCACCAUCAACGUGGGCGGCUGCAGGGUGCGCCUGGCCUGGGCGGCGCUGGCGCGCUGCCCCCUCGCGCGCCUCGAGCGCCUGCGGGCCUGCGGCGGCCGGGACGAGCUGCUGCGCGUGUGCGACGACUACGACGCGGGCCGCGACGAGUUCUUCUUCGACCGCAGCCCGUGCGCCUUCCGCGCCAUCGCGGCGCUGCUGCGCGCCGGGAAGCUGCGGCUGCUGCGCGGCCCGUGCGCGCUGGCCUUCCGCGACGAGCUGGCCUACUGGGGCAUCGACGAGGCGCGCCUGGAGCGCUGCUGCCUGCGCCGCCUGCGCCGCCGCGAGGAGGAGGCGGCCGGGGCGCGCGCGGGGCCGCCGGGGCGCCCGGGGGGCCUGCUGGGCGACCCGCGCUCGGGACCGGCCGGCAAGCUCUUCGCCUGCGUGUCCGUCGCCUUCGUGGCUGCCACGGCCGUCGGCCUCUGCCUGAGCACCAUGCCGGACAUCCGCGCAGAGGAGGAGCGGGGUGAGUGCUCCCGCAAGUGCCGCAGCCUCUUCGUGCUGGAGACGGUGUGCGUGGCCUGGUUCUCCUUCGAGUUCCUGCUGCGGUCGCUGCGGGCCGAGAGCAAGUGCGCCUUCCUGCGGGCCCCGCUCAACAUCAUCGACAUGCUGGCCAUCCUGCCCUUCUACGUGUCGCUGCUGGCGGGGCUGGCGGCGCGCGGCGCGGGGGGCGCGGGGGGCGCGGGGGGCGCGGGGCGCGCGGGCGCGGGCGCGGCGCUGCUGGAGCGCGCGGGGCUGGCGCUGCGCCUGCUGCGCGCGCUGCGCGUCCUCUACGUGAUGCGCCUGGCGCGCCACUCGCUGGGGCUGCGCUCGCUCGGCCUGACGGCGCGUCGCUGCGCGCGCGAGCUCGGGCUGCUGCUGCUCUUCCUGUGCGUGGCCGCGGCCCUGUUCGCGCCGCUCGUGCACCUGGCCGAGCGCGAGCUGGGCGCGCGCCGCGACUUCUCCAGCGUGCCGGCCAGCUACUGGUGGGCCGUCAUCUCCAUGACCACCGUGGGCUACGGCGACAUGGUGCCGCGCAGCCUGCCCGGCCGGGUGGUGGCGCUCAGCAGCAUCCUCAGCGGCAUCCUGCUCCUGGCCUUCCCGGUCACGUCCAUCUUCCACACCUUCGCGCGCUCCUACUCGGAGCUCAAGGCGCAGCAGCAGCGCGCCGCCAGCCCCCGCGCCCCCGACGGCCGCUCGCAGGCGCCCGUGGGUGCCGGCCAGGCCGCAGUCCCCGCGCCCUGCGCCCAAGGGGCCGCUCCCGGAAAGCUGCUUCAAAACUAG